Magnolia sinica is the source of this 1776-nucleotide messenger RNA. Its product is annotated as glucan endo-1,3-beta-glucosidase 5-like. Gene Ontology annotation, molecular function: hydrolase activity, hydrolyzing O-glycosyl compounds. Gene Ontology annotation, cellular component: plasma membrane. Bases 164 to 1630 code for a protein of 488 amino acids. NCBI's taxonomy places the organism in Eukaryota, Viridiplantae, Streptophyta, Magnoliopsida, Magnoliales, Magnoliaceae. Gene Ontology annotation, biological process: carbohydrate metabolic process. The transcript is spliced from 2 exons. The record is from RefSeq and is a predicted model, not a curated record.
UUUUAGCAGCAGUUAAACUGGCUCUACAUCUCCCGACACUCUCAACAGCUACCCAACCGACCUCCAAACCUCCUUCACACCAUUCCCUUCCCAAAAUGCCCUCAAAACCCUCCAAAACUCCUCCAUCUCCCACCCUCUAAUCUCAGCCACCCAUCUUGCAGCAAUGGCAGAAAAGCCCCACCUUUCAUCAGCUUCCACCCUCCUCUCUCUCCUCCUCCUCUUCUCCUCCCUCAUCCCAGCCCAAACAGCCAUUGGUGUGAACUGGGGCACCAUCUCUUCUCACAGGCUCACCCCCUCUGUCGUCGUUGAUCUCAUGAAACAGAACAGAAUCACGAAGGUGAAGCUCUUCGACGCGGACCCCACCAGCCUGAAGGCCCUGAUGGGAAGUGGUAUUGAGGUGAUGGUGGGGAUCCCAAAUGAUAUGCUGGCGGCGUUGGCGUCUUCGGCUGCCGCAGCUGAUCUGUGGGUGAGGGAGAAUGUGUCGAUUUAUGCGGGGAAAAACGGCGCUGAUAUCAGGUAUGUUGCGGUCGGCAAUGAGCCUUUCCUCUCAAACUACCAAGGCCAAUAUCAGUCUGUCAUCGUCCCUGCUCUCCUCAACCUGCAGCAGUCCUUGGCAAAAGCCAAUCUUGCAAACUUUGUAAAGCUAGUGGUUCCUUGCAAUGCUGAUGCAUAUGAAUCUUCACUUCCUUCUCAGGGCUCAUUCCGACCUGAGCUGACUCAGAUAAUGACCCAGAUUGUCUCCUUUCUCAACACAAACGGCUCCCCCUUUGUUGUCAACAUCUACCCCUUCAUAAGCCUGUAUCAGAGCACCGACUUCCCGCAAGACUAUGCCUUCUUUGAUGGAACUUCACAUGCCAUUAUAGAUGGGCCGAAUGUUUAUUCCAAUGCAUUUGACGGCAAUUUCGACACCUUGGUCGCGGCCCUUAAUAGAAUUGGUUAUGGCCAGAUGCCCAUCGUAAUCGGUGAGGUGGGCUGGCCAUCGGAUGGUGCAGUAAGUGCGAAUCUCAGUGCUGCAAGGGCCUUCAAUCAAGGCCUGAUAAAACAUGUACUGAGCAACAAAGGAACUCCGUUGAGACCGGGCAUCCCGCCCAUGGAUAUCUAUCUUUUCAGUCUACUUGACGAGGAGCAAAAGAGCAUACUGCCCGGGAACUUCGAAAGACACUGGGGGAUUUUCUCUUUCGAUGGGCAGGCCAAGUACCCAUUGAACCUUGGCUUGGGCAAUAGAAUAUUGAAGAAUGCCAGAGACGUUCAAUACCUUCCAUCAAGGUGGUGUGUUGCAGACCCAUCUCGGGAUCUUUCAGGUGUAGCCAAUCACAUGAGGCUGGCAUGUAGCGUCGCAGAUUGCACCACACUCUCAUAUGGCGGGUCGUGCAAUGCGAUCGGGACAAAGGGAAAUAUUUCAUAUGCUUUCAACAGUUACUACCAGUUACAGAAACAGAAAUCGCGGAGUUGUGAUUUUGAUGGCCUCGGGAUGGUCACAUUUCUCGACCCUUCGAUUGGGGAAUGCCGAUUUCUUGUCGGGAUCAGCGAAAACAGUUCGGCAAGCAUUGUGGGGUGUUGGAGCUUAUUUGGGGCAUGUAUUAUGAGCUUGUGGGUGUUUCUGCUAAUGAGAAUUUGGGGGUCUAUGUAACAGGGGAGAUGGUUUCUUAUGUGGGUUUUUUGUGUCUGCCCCUUUGAAACUUGUUGUAAGUUAUAUAUAUAUAUAUACAUGCAGGAGGAAAAAAGACUGCUCAUAUAUAUAUAUAUAUAUAUAUAUCAGUUUAUGUAUUUGCUCUA